Egretta garzetta (little egret) is the source of this 740-nucleotide messenger RNA. RefSeq names its product chromosome unknown C10orf95 homolog (gene CUNH10orf95). The transcript has a single exon. The record is from RefSeq and is a predicted model, not a curated record. The coding region runs from base 66 to 740 and encodes 224 amino acids. Lineage: Eukaryota; Metazoa; Chordata; Aves; Pelecaniformes; Ardeidae.
AGCUUUUGAGACUCAGCAACAGCUCUGGAGAAAUGUCCCCUGUGUAAAACCCUUGUUCCUGUACCAUGUACCACUCUGGCUUUGUGCCGCGGGAGUAUUACCCAACCGUGAUCCCACCUUCUGCCUACACCUGCCCACCGCUGCGGACUGGGAGAGCAGAAAACAUGACCAGCUCCGUGAUGUUCCCUCCCAACCACAUGCACAACUUCUACAGCCGACCCAUCACCUUUGUGGUGGACCGGAAUGGCUACCCUGACUAUGCGGGAGGUCAGAUGGAGUAUCAUCAUCUCUACAGUGCCUCCAAUCCCUACUUCUGUCCGUACUACACCUGGCACUUCCCUCCCAUGGUCCCCAUCCCUCUCUACAAUCCCUAUGCAAACUACAGUCCCUACACUGCAUACCAGAGGGCUGAUCAGUAUCGAGACACAUGGCCAGAAGGCUUCACGAUGAGAGGGGAGCUUCAAUGGGGGAAGCUCAGAAAGGUAUUUGGACCAAGGAAAGACCUUCCAGAGUUUGUGAAGGAUGAUCUCCGGAGGGUUUAUGGUACCUACCCACAGACCAAUGUCUCCAUAACUUACCGGAAAGGGGAGUUCUUGGUCAAGGGAGACCCCAAGGUAGGAGAGCAGGAAUAUGCAGUAGAAAAAAAAGUCAUCCAGCGGGCUGUGACCCCCAGUGCCAGCGAGGCAGAUGACAGUGGUGAGGACCGGAACCGUAAGAAGAAAAAGAAACUAAGACGUUGA